AUGGCGCAUGGCGGGGGAGCGGAAGAUCACAACGAGAUCGCUCUACAACAUCGAGACUGCCUGCAAAGCUUCAGCGAGCUAUUGCAAUUAACAGUUCUUCAGUAUCAUGCGAUCUUGCCUGCCAUUCAAGAACAGUUCGCCAGGUUCAGAGUCUGGGCCGAGAAUGUAGGAGCGCACCGAGUUGGGCGAGUUUCCCUGGAUUAUCGCCUCAGGGAAGCAGCCGAUGUGAAGGCGAUGGUCAUAGAGCUACUAAGCGAUCUCAACGAAGCUUUAAAAGAUGCUCUCACAACUGUUUCGACUGCAGACAAUCGGUCUGUCGCGCCACCACCAAGCCCACCAGCGUGGCCCCCAAACGAUCAACAGUCUCCAGCUGAACCGGUGAUGGAAGAACUAGACGAAUGUUUGGGGGAGGUGAGACAUGUCGUAACAUGUCUAUACAAGUUUUCGAUCGCUAUUCAAAACCCCGCCCCGCUUCGCAGACUUCAAAAGUCGUCCGUUAUCGAUGUUUCCCAUUUCGAGCACUUCGAUAUUCAGCACAUUUCCAACAAGUUUCCCGGCGCGCAUCCCUACUUGGUGGAACGUCUCGGAAGGUCAAACACAAGGCGACGCCAGCUACUUAGAUAUCAUGAGCUGCAUCACGAUAAAGUUGCUGGCCGGUACGGAACGAGCAAGAAAAGGCCUGCAACUCAUACGCUUUCGGCAACCACAGUAACGGCCUACGAACGAACCACAGAAGAAAAUACACUUGAGCAGCUCUCCGAUGCAGGUUUCUCGCAGACAUCAUAUUCCUCCUCUGUCUACGGUAUAGUCGAAAAGCUGCGUGUGCCGCCUCCGCCCAGUCAGCAGUGCGCAUUCCAAGGAGAAGCGUUCCAAUGCCCAUAUUGCUUUAUUAUCACCACGGUGACAGGCCAGAAAUCUUGGAAAAAAUACUUCUUUAGAGACCUGCGUCCCUAUGUGUGCACUUUCAAAGAGUGCCCCAAAUCCGAUCAUCUUUUCGACAAUCGCAACGAAUGGUACCAACACGAGAUGAAGAUGCAUCGCAGAGAGUAUUUUUGCAACGCUUGUCACGAGACAUUAUCCUCCCACGCAAAAUUCCAGGAACACCUCCGGGAAAAGCAUUCGAAUCUCUUCAACCCUGACGAGCUACAGACCAUCCUCGAUAGGUGCGAGAGACUAACACAGUCGGAACAGCUAUGUCCGCUGUGCCCAGAAAAACACUCCUUAGAGCGACUCCGGCGACACCUGGGAGGCCAUCUGAAGCAGAUUGCCCUAUUUAUUCCAAUGCCUCGCGACGAUGAAGACGCAGAGAAAGCAGAAUCUGUCGGUGCAGAGGCGGAUGAGUCUCAAGAUUGUCAUAGGUCUGGAAAUGGAAGUUCAUUGGACUUUGAAUCGAACCCAACUCGUACCAGCGCUCCGGACUGGCCGGAGGGCCGUACAAACAUCCUCGAAGAUGACAACCACCUCACUCCCGCCGCCGCCGCCGCCGCCGACGAAAUAGUUAACAUCUCCGAGGACCAUCGGGAUUACGAAACAGCUUUGGAGUGGCACCAACGGGCGUUGGAUGGCUCCGAAAAGUUACUGGGCAAGGGCCAUUCUUCUACUCUCGAGUUCGUCCAAAGUAUUGCGAAAGUCUUCUACGCCCAAGGGGAUUACGAAACAGCUUUGGAGUGGCACCAAAGGGCGUUGGAUGGCUCCGAAAAGUCACUGGGCAAGGGCCAUCUGGGCUCUGAAGGAAAUUCUUCCUCUAAUCACCAUCCCAGCCCCCAUCACCUGCUUCUGGCGAGCGCAUGA
Messenger RNA from Tricharina praecox, 1791 nucleotides. RefSeq lists its product as uncharacterized. Lineage: Eukaryota; Fungi; Ascomycota; Pezizomycetes; Pezizales; Pyronemataceae. Gene Ontology annotation, molecular function: protein binding. The record is from RefSeq and is a predicted model, not a curated record. Bases 1 to 1791 code for a protein of 596 amino acids. The transcript is spliced from 4 exons.